ACCGGGAGGCAAGCCAGCGGGGCUGGUUAAAUGUUUGCCGGCUGAAGAUGUCCCAGAAAGACAGUGUGUGUUCCCGCUCCUAUUUCGUGGUUGUCAUGGUGUUUGUGCACGUUUACAUCCUCAAUGUGAUGGCCUUGCUGCUGUACGUCUACUAUACCAGCGAGAGCGCGCACUCGACCACCGACAGCGGCGCGCCCCCGACCACCGUGCAGGGCGCGGGCCCGCCGCAGGGACAGCUGCUCCCCACAGCGCCCGAGCCCGAGCCCGAGCCCGAGCCCGAGCCCGCCCCCCCGCGACUGCAGGACAGCGCGCUCGGCCGCCUGCACCGGCUGGAGGGCAUCAAGGUUGGUCACCUGCAGAAAGUGGAUCUUGUCCCGAACAAAGUACAUUACUUGAAAACGCUGAGCUUAAAACCUCUUCUUUUUGAAAUUGCUAACUUCCUUUCAGAGGAAGAAUGUAAACUAGUCAUCCAUCUAGCAAAGUUGAAGGGUCUCCAGGAGAGCCAGAUUAUGCCAUCUGAUCUUCAACAGGAAGCUAUCGAUGAGAUGGAUAUCAGCAAGGAGGAAAUCUUCAACCUACUUGACUACAAUCAGGAUGGGCAGCUACAGAUGAAAGAGGUUUUGACACAUACACGCUUUGGUGAUGGUGUCUGGAUUACUCCUGAAAAUGUUCGGGAGAUCUACACAGGACUUGAGGCUGACCCUGAUGGAAAUGGUUUGCUAAGCCUGGAGGAGUUUAAACAACUUAACACAAAUGCUUUCCAAACAUACCUGCGACAGCGUGGGGUGCAGAAGACAGAGUUGGUUCGCAACAGCAAGCACACGUGGCUAUACCAGGGUGAAGGGGCACACCAGAUCCUAAGAACUGUUCGACGUAGGGUGAUCAGAUUGACACAGUUACCUCCAGAGAUAGUAGAGCACAGUGAGCCACUGCAGGUGGUGAAGUAUGAUCAAGGAGGGCACUAUCAUGCGCAUCAUGACAGCGGACCAAUCUACGCAGAGACAAGCUGCUUCCACACAAAGCUGGUAGCAAAUGGAUCCACUCCAUUAGAAACCUCCUGCCGGUAUGUGACAGUGCUGUUUUAUUUGAACAAUGUUUCUGGAGGAGGGGAGACUGCUUUUCCUGUAGCAGACAAUAGAACCUAUGAUGAACUGUCUUUAAUCCAGAAUGAAGUGGAUUUACGAGAUACACGCCGAAACUGUGACCGAGCUAAUCUACUGGUGAAGCCUGUGCAAGGCACUGCUCUCUUCUGGUACAACUACCUCUCUGAUGGUGAAGGCUGGGUGGGAGAGCAAGACGAGUACUCCCUGCAUGGCGGCUGUGUUGUCACCCGAGGAACCAAAUGGAUCGCUAACAACUGGAUCAACAUCGACCCGGAUGUGCAGCGUCAAAUCCAGUUCCAGCAGGCAAUUUCCAAAUACACUAAUAAAGAAACUCCUGCGGAGUGGGCGGUUGAUAACAUUUAUCAAGAUUUGCAUGUGGAGCUGUAAAUCUUCCAAAGCAGAAUGCCUUUGAAUGCUUAAUGUGGACAAAUGUCCUUAUUUAUUCGUCCAUCCUCGAUCAGGGUUUAGAAAGAAAAAAAAUGUUGUGAUCAAUUGCCUUUGGUCAUGAAUGUUUAAAUUUACCUUCAGCUUCCAUGGUAAAUGCUGGCAGGCUGUUUGACCGCAUGUUGUAUCACAGCCCAGCCUGAUCCUGUCCCUGCCUGACGUGCGCUUUGGAACAUGGAUCAAUGGCUAAUGAUUAGAAGUGGCUUCAAGCCAUCUUGUUUUUGAUACUUUAUUCUUUCCAUUUCACCUUUUACCUGCUCAGCCCCGGCUAAGAAGUUGGGCAGGUAGCUCAGUUGUUCGCACACCUCUUACCAGGAGCGUGUCUCGAGGGUGAUGGACUUUUUAUGGUUCUGACAGAGAGUCGCACCCAAAAUGUUAAUGUGGUUCUGGGAUUUGAUGUUGUGUAUUUCCAGCAUUUUGUUUUUAUUUCAGGUUUCCUGCUUUCACACCUUUUUUCAAUUCUUUUUACAAUUCACUGUUCCUCCUUUUGACAAAACAUCUCAAUUUUUCUCAGUGUACUCCAAUAAACGCUGAGUGUGUUUCCCCAGGGAAUUAAGCCCUAUAGGCUCGGAAUUUCCCAGCUUCAACCCUUGAUCUGUGCUGUGUUCACUGGUCUGUCAGCACGAUGGUGGGAGUUAUAGUUGGCUUUAUCGUGACUGCUUCCUGGUUUCUAUGUGGCAAAUUUGACUGGAAGUCAGUGUCCCUGUGGACAAAGUGCAAGGAUUGGAUUUUAUUGUGAUGACCUUGCUUUUUGAAUAGCUUGCCAUCACCCCCUAAGCUCAGGUGAAGAAUGGCUACUUCAGCCAGUGACUAGAAGGCAUAGAAUGCUCCUGGAGCCACAUUCUAGCAAGUAACUGAGAUCUUCAGGAGAGGAGCAAAUCACGAAGGGGCUUUGAUAUGAUUUUGUUUAAUAGGGACUUGACAGAAUAGAGCUGCUUCCAAUAACUCUCAGCCGUGGACCUCUAUCUUACUCCCACUUCACCGCGUCCUUGAAUACUGAGAGUCAGGCUAAGUGCCCUCUGCUACCUCACCCAGACAGUCUUGAGAUCCAUCACCCUAACCUUAGCAAGCUGUUUGAGCAGAGACUGAAUCUGACUUGGUUCUUACUGAUAUCCACAGAUAAAUGCUCCAGCGAAGGUCACGCAAUAGAGAUCAGGCGCAGAAUUUUGACUGUUGAUCUACCAAUCCCUAGAUGUGUAGGCUGUGCAGAUCAAUGUUGUGUUACCGUGACAACCCAGCACAGAACAGUGAUCAAACUGGAGGCAUUUCUGGCCAUUCAUGAUUCAGAACCAUGCUAAAUGGUGUAUUCACCAACUUAGCAUCAGGCAAGAUCAUAGAACUCCACUGUGACCAAUUCUUGAGUUGGAUGAAUAGUCCUCAGACUUUUGGAUACAUCAACUAUGACGUACAGAAAAACAGGUUAUCUAUCUGACAUGUGAUGUCAGCAUUUAAGGGAAAGAAAGUUUCUCAAUGUACAAAACUUAGAAAAAGAUAAUAUAUAUUUGCCCAAAUAGUAUGUUAACUCAGUGCAUAGGUAUUUAUUUUUUUUAAAUCUGCAUGUAGAAAAUUUUCUGCAUUAAUAUGUAAGCAUCAUGUUUCUUAUUUUGUAUGUUGGGUUUUAUUCCUUCCAUUUCUAUUUCUUUCCAUUUCUAUAUCUUCCCUCUCAAAUAAAUGGUUGCCUUCAUUGGAUGGCAGAACAGGGGCUGAGAGAGGCAAAGGAUGUAUCUGCAGAGACUGCCUAAACUCAUUCUCUGGUGGCAAAUAAGUUAAUUUAAUGGGCUUACCCAAACUUGAACUUGCAGCUGCAUUGUUGGAACCUCGGAGCACUGUCACUAGGACCCCAGCCUUGUCUCCUUAGUUCUCUUCAUUGUUUCUUUUGUUCAGGGGUUAAUUCUAUCUCCCUUUCAAUUUCCCUCAUCCUCUUCUCCAAAUAUUGCCUCCUGCUAGCGUUCAGAUCCAUGGCCUGGUUGCUCCCAACACCUCGCCCAAAUGGCCAUUACUCAUUUGCUGAUCCUAGACUGUAUGUUAACAAACUGUUGCACUAUGGAGGUUAUCCUAGCUGAGCCAAGUCCUGAUCCUAUCCUCUGCCAGUGUCCACUUUCCAAAAACGAAUAAUGGCAUUUAGCAAGAGUAUGCCAGUCAACCCCCUUGAGCCUGCUUCGCCAUUUAGUAAAAUCAUGGUUGGUUUUUCUACCUCAACUCUACUUUCCUGCCAUAUCAUUGGACUCCCUUAGUACAGUAUUCAAAAAUCUAUUUAUCUCUGUCUUGAAUAUUCUCAGCACCCUCUGGGGUAGAGAAUUCCAAAGAUUGACAACCACUUGAGUGAAGAAAUUUCUCCAUCUCAGUCCUAAUAGGGAGGGCCCUGUUAUUCUGAAACUGACCCUGAGUUUUAGAUUCUCCAGCCAGGAGAAACAUUCUCCCAGCACCUACCCUGUCAAGUUCCUUAAAAAAUUCAUAUAUUUAAAUAAGAUAAUCUCUCAUUCUUGUAAACAUUAGGGAAUAUAGGCUUAAUCUACUCAAUCUCUCACCAUCCCAGGAAUUAAUCAAUUAGACCUUUAUUGUACGCCCUCUAAGGCAAGUAUAUUCUUCUCUACAGAAGGAGAUCAAAAUUGUACACAGUCCACCAGGUGUGAUCUCACCAAGGUACUGUACAAUUGCCGUAUGACCUCUUCACUCAGAGGUCACUGGAAAAUGAUGAGGAACAGGGAAUUCUCGCUGUCUGUCUUCCCUUCCCUUCCUUAAGGUCCCUGAAGCUCCAAUUGUUGCCCCAAAUAAGAUCAGUUAAUGCAGCACAACUAGGAGUUCACAUUGUGUACUCAUUUAUUAAUUUGAGUGUGUCCAAAUAGCAGGGGAAGAAAGUUUUUCACAGUCCACAAGCUCUGAAGACAUGAAAUAAUUCACCAGUGACACUUAUAUUUUUAGCACCAGGAACUUAAGACACUUGCAGUUCUUCUCUUCAUAAUGACACCGGUACUUAAAACAACAGUCCAACACCUCCACUGAGGAUGUUUUCACAAUUGUCCUAAAAUAAAACCAGGAAACGUUGGAAAUACAAAGCAGCAGAAGAGAAAGGGCAGGCUAAUUUCCCAGCUUGAACCUUUCAUCAGAAUUAGUAUUCUGAGGAAUUGCUUCCACUCCAAAGUAUUGCCCUCUUUUAGAAUCAGACUGACAUGCUGCAUGUUUCCAGUAUGUUUUCUUCCAGACAAGGAACAACUCCUGCAAAAAAUGGAAGGAGCCUCCAUGCCUCUCCUUUUUCACUAAAGACACAAUGAAUAGUUUACACGGUCCCGCACACCCCCCCUCCCCCACAUCCUUGUCACUGAUUCUAGAGAAAAAUGAUCACUUAGCAGAUUCCAAGGUUAAAGAAGUAAAAGAUUUUGUGCACCAAAACUUAAUAACUCACUAAAGGAUUUCUUUUUUUGGUACACUCUUGGUACUUAGGGGAAGAAUCAAAGCCCUUUCUACCGGACACAAUUAAACUUAUUUUUUAAAAAAAGGUAGGGGAAAAGAUGAAAUAAAUCAGGGGGAUUAACUUAAAUUUGAAAGCUUUUAUAGGUUAUAGAAGAAAGCAGGUGAGGAAUUCCAUAGUUUGGAGAUUCUGGGAAAGUGAGUUGAGAGCGUGGUGUUUAAUAUUGCAAGUGGUUUGUUAUUGCUGCAGAAUCUACAUUUUUACUGUCUUCGGGACUUUGGCUCUAAAUUGCAUGGUUACCACAAUCAUAGGAUCUUACAUUAUAACAAAUCAUUUGCCUUAGUCAUGAGUAUUGCUUUCAGUACAAGGAAGAUUGUAGGUGAAUGUCUGAAAGUUUUUUUUAGUUAUUCAUUCAUGGGAUGUGGACGUCAUUGGCUAGGCCAGCAUUUGAUGCCCAUCCCUAAUUGCCCUUGAACUGACCUUGCUAGGUUAUUUCAGAGGGCCAGUAUA
Carcharodon carcharias (great white shark) is the source of this 5466-nucleotide messenger RNA. RefSeq names its product prolyl 4-hydroxylase, transmembrane b (gene p4htmb). The transcript has 9 exons. Gene Ontology annotation, biological process: peptidyl-proline hydroxylation to 4-hydroxy-L-proline. The record is from RefSeq and is a predicted model, not a curated record. NCBI's taxonomy places the organism in Eukaryota, Metazoa, Chordata, Chondrichthyes, Lamniformes, Lamnidae. Gene Ontology annotation, cellular component: endoplasmic reticulum. Bases 48 to 1490 code for a protein of 480 amino acids. Gene Ontology annotation, molecular function: procollagen-proline 4-dioxygenase activity; L-ascorbic acid binding; iron ion binding.